Messenger RNA from Myzus persicae (green peach aphid), 4296 nucleotides. RefSeq names its product bifunctional glutamate/proline--tRNA ligase-like. Lineage: Eukaryota; Metazoa; Arthropoda; Insecta; Hemiptera; Aphididae. Gene Ontology annotation, cellular component: cytoplasm; aminoacyl-tRNA synthetase multienzyme complex. Gene Ontology annotation, molecular function: proline-tRNA ligase activity; glutamate-tRNA ligase activity; ATP binding. Gene Ontology annotation, biological process: translation; glutamyl-tRNA aminoacylation; prolyl-tRNA aminoacylation. The transcript is spliced from 20 exons. The record is from RefSeq and is a predicted model, not a curated record.
UAAAAAUGCAAAAAAAAAAGGUUCUAGUUCUGCAUCAAAAUCUCAAAAGUCUGUUGAGGACAACAGCAAACAACAGGGAAAGUUUGUGGAAUUACCAGGAGCUGAAAUGGGAAAAGUUGUCGUUAGGUUUCCCCCAGAAGCAAGCGGGUAUUUGCAUAUUGGACAUGCUAAAGCUGCUCUAUUAAAUCAACACUAUCAAUUAGCUUUUAAUGGCCGUCUCAUAAUGCGUUUUGAUGAUACAAAUCCAGCAAAGGAAAAGGAAGAUUUUGAGAAGGUUAUAUUAGAAGACGUUGAUAUGUUGAAAAUUAAACCCGAUACUUUUACAUAUACUUCUGAUCAUUUUGAUAAAAUGUUAGAUAUAUGUGAGAAUGGAAUGUUAAAAGAAGGCUUAGCUUAUGUGGAUGACACAGAUGGAGAUAAAAUACGUUUGGAACGUGAACAAAGGGUAGAUUCAAUAAAUCGAAACAACUCAAUCGAGAAGAACCUAGAAUUGUGGAAACAAAUGGUUUUAGGUACAGAAAUUGGUCAAAAGUGUUGUGUUCGGGCUAAAAUUGAUAUGCAAUCAGCAAAUGGAUGUUUGCGAGAUCCAACAAUAUAUCGUUGCAAACCUGAACACAAUCCUAGAACUGGUGACAAGUAUAAGGUAUAUCCAACUUAUGACUUUGCUUGUCCUAUUGUGGAUAGUAUUGAAGGUGUUACUCAUUGUUUACGUACCACAGAGUAUACUGAUCGUGAUGCACAAUAUUAUUGGUUUUGUGAUGCAUUGAAGCUUGGUACUCGCAGCAAUGAAACCAGACCUUAUGUAUGGUCGUAUUCAAGAUUAAAUAUGACUAAUACGGUUUUGUCGAAAAGAAAGUUAACUUGGUUUGUUGAACAAGGCCAUGUAGAUGGAUGGGAUGAUCCACGCAUGCCGACUGUCCGUGGUGUUUUCAGGAGAGGAAUGCAGGUGGAAGCAUUGAAACAAUUCAUAGUGGCCCAAGGUUCUUCCAGAACUGUUACAGCUAUGCAAUGGGAUAAAAUUUGGUCAUUGAACCGUAGUAUUGUUGAUUCAAUAGCACCAAGGCAUACAGCUUUGUUAUUAUCUAAUUCAAAUAAAGAAAAUAAAGUAUUAUCUUAUCCACCAGUUGAAGUUGUGGUAGAGAAUGUAAAAAAACCAUAUAAAAUUGACAAUGUCCCUAAACAUCCUAAAAAUUCUCAAUUAGGAUUAAAGAAUUGUGUCUGGGCUGCACCUAAAAUUCUUAUAGAUUAUAGUGAUGCAGAGUUAUUAGAAGCUGGACGUCGAGCAACAUUUAUUAACUGGGGCAAUCUUAUGAUAAAUCGCGUAGAAAGGAACCAAAAUAAUAAAAUAGAGAGAAUUCAUGCAGUGUCUGACCUUGAAAACACAGAUUUUAAAUCUACAGUGAAAGUUACGUGGCUGCCAAAAACUGAUUAUUCAGAAUCUGACGAAGUUUUACCUAUUUUGGUACCAGUUGUUUGUGUUUAUUUUGAUCAUUUAAUAAGUAAAGCAGUAUUAGCCAAGGAUGAUGAUUUCAAGCAAUACUUAAAUAUAGAAAAUAGUCGUUGGGAAUUGCAAAUGUUAGGUGAUUCAGAAUUGAAAGAUUUAAAGAAAGGAGAUGUGAUUCAGUUACAACGCAGAGGUUAUUUCAUAUGUGAUUCAACGUAUCAGCCAUAUAGCAUACACACGGGGAAAGAAACACCAUUAGUGUUGUUUAACAUUCCUGAUGGUCACACAAAAUCAGUUAUUCCAAUAACUACCGUUCCUUUACCAACCGCCACCAACAAGAAAAAUACAAACAAGAAUGUCGACACUGUAAUCAGUCAGAUAAAUGAUCAAGCUAAUAAAGUACAUGUUAUGAAGGCUGACUUAGGAGAUGCUGAGAAAGUCUUACUUGCAUUAAAAGCAGAAUAUAAGAAUUGUACAGGGACUGACUUUCCUGCUAGUGGAAUUCCCACACCAGGGAUAGUUAGUAACUCUACUUCUGAACAAAGUAAUCCUUCUACAGAUGUAAUUGUCUUAAAAAUUAACGAACAAGGAGAUAAAGUCCGAUCAAUGAAAAAUAGUAAAGCUUCCAAAGCGGACAUUGGAGAAGCUGUGAAAGUUCUUCUGGCAUUGAAAGCAGAAUAUAAAAAAGUUGCUGGAGUUGAUUUUCCAGCUGGUGGUAUUCCUAGUCCACAGCAGGCGAACAAACCUAGCUCUGAAAUAAGUAAAUCUCCAGUUGAUGAUAUUGUAUUAAAAAUUAAUGAACAAGGAGAUAAAGUGCGAUCGAUGAAGAGCAAUAAAGCUUCUAAAACGGACAUUGGAGAAGCUGUGAAAGUUCUUCUGGCAUUGAAAGCAGAAUAUAAAAGUGUUGCUGGAGUUGAUUUUCCUGCUGGUGGUAUUCCUACUCCACAGCAGGCAAACAAACCUAGCUCUGAAUUAGGUAAAUCUCCAGGUGAUGUAAUAGUUACUAAAAUAAAUGAACAAAAAGAUCCAACACGGUCGGUGAAAAACAGUAAUGCUUCAAAAGAUAAAAAAUCGAAGGGAAAAGAGAAUGUUGCUGUGACCAAUAAUAAAUCAUCAGAUAGCACGAAUACCAAAAAAGUAACAAAAUUAGGGUUGGAAGUACUAAAGGUAUCGGAAAAUCUUGGAGAAUGGUAUUCUCAAGUGUUGGUUAAAGGUGAAAUGAUUGAAUAUUAUGAUGUAAGUGGAUGUUACGUGCUCAGGCCUUGGGCUUACAGAAUAUGGGAAUUAAUACAAGAAUGGUUCGAUGCACGGAUUAAAAAAAACCCUCUGAAUGUGCGAAAUUGUUACUUCCCAAUGUUUGUAUCACAAGGAGCAUUAGAAAGAGAAAAAAAACACAUUGCAGAUUUUGCACCAGAGGUAGCUUGGGUUACCAAAUCUGGUGAAACUGAUUUAGCUGAACCUAUUGCCAUAAGACCAACCAGUGAAACUGGUAUGUAUCCAGCUUUUGCAAAAUGGAUUCAAUCUUACAGGGACUUGCCAUUGAAACUCAAUCAAUGAAACAGCGUUGUGAGGUGGGAAUUUAAACACCCUCAACCUUUCUUGAGAACUAGAGAGUUUUUGUGGCAAGAAGGUCAUAAUGCGUAUGCAACUAGAGAAGAAGCAGAACGUGACGUAUUAAUAACAUUAGGUUAUUAUGAGUAUGUGUACAAAAAUAUAUUGGCAGUACCAGUAAUAAAAGGUAAAAAAACUGAAAAAGAAAAGUUUGCUGGAGGAGAGUUUACUACAACUUGUGAAGCAUAUGUAGCAUCUAGCGGUCGAGCAAUUCAAGGUGCAACCUCACAUUAUCUGGGUACCAAUUUUGCCAAAAUGUUUGAUGUUCAUUUUGAACAUCCAGACACACAUGAGAAAACAUUUGUUCAUCAGAUUUCAUUUGGAAUGACAACUAGGACUAUUGGUGUUAUGGUAAUGGUUCAUGGCGACAACCGUGGGCUUGUUUUGCCUCCACGCAUAGCAUCUAUUCAAGUAAUUAUAGUACCGUGUGGUGUAGGUGUUAGUACAGCAAACGAAGUCAAAGAAAAUUUGACUAAAACUUGUUUAGAUGUAUGCAACAGAUUAAAAGGAGAUAGUGUGAUAGAAAAUGAUGAUGAAAUCGACAAUAGCAUUAUCCAACAUCGCAAUUCUUCCUCAAUGAUAAGAGCGGAUACUGACUUACGAGAUAAUUAUUCACCUGGAUGGAAGUUUAACCACUGGGAGUUGAAAGGGGUUCCAUUGAGGUUAGAAAUUGGACCAAAAGAUUUGGAUCGUAACCAAAUGGUAGCUGUGCGGCGAGAUAAUGGAGAGAAACUAACUAUUCCCUUAGAGGGACGUACAAAAGAUGAUGGUGGAAACGAUAAGAUGGUUGUAAGAAUAACAGAGUUAUUAAAUCAAAUACAGCAAGAUAUGUACCUCAAAGCAGAACAGGAAAUGAAAGAAAAUGUUGUGAUAUGUCGUAAAUGGUCUGAGUGUGCUCCACAUUUAGCAGCAAAACGUUUAUUAUUGAUACCGUUUUGUGGACGACCCAUUUGCGAGGAUAAUAUCAAACGGGAUACCACAUUGGAUGAUGGUACUGCAGAAGUUGGAGCUUCAACAAUGGGAGCCAAGUCGUUAUGUGUGCCAUUUGAACAGCCUACGGGAGCAGAAAUAUUAAAAUCUAAUGAUCAGUGUUUACAUCCAGAAUGUGGGCAGUUGGCUGGGUCUUUCACCUUAUUUGGCCGCAGUUAUUAAAUUAUGAUGUUCACUAUAUAUAAAACUGAUUUUUGUGUGAAAAUUACAAAACUUAUGUUCAUGAUUAAAUACAUACCAUAAUUUGUAAU